Hirsutella rhossiliensis is the source of this 1662-nucleotide messenger RNA. RefSeq names its product phosphoglucomutase/phosphomannomutase, alpha/beta/alpha domain I. Gene Ontology annotation, biological process: carbohydrate metabolic process. The coding region runs from base 1 to 1662 and encodes 553 amino acids. Gene Ontology annotation, molecular function: magnesium ion binding; phosphoglucomutase activity. Gene Ontology annotation, cellular component: cytosol. NCBI's taxonomy places the organism in Eukaryota, Fungi, Ascomycota, Sordariomycetes, Hypocreales, Ophiocordycipitaceae. The record is from RefSeq and is a predicted model, not a curated record. The transcript is spliced from 5 exons.
AUGGAGAUCAAGACUAUCGACUUCAAGCCCUUUCAGGACCAAAAGCCCGGCACCUCCGGUCUCCGCAAAAAGGUCACCGUCUUCCAGCAGCCACACUACAGCGAGUCCUUUGUCGCCAGCAUCCUCCUCUCCAUCCCCGAGGGCGUCAAGGACUCAUUCCUCGUCAUCGGCGGCGAUGGCCGCUACUGGAACCCAGAGGUGAUUCAGCUCAUCGCCAAGAUGGGCGCCGCCUAUGGCGUGAAGAAGCUCCUCAUCGGCCAAAACGGCAUCCUCUCCACCCCCGCCGCCAGCCACGUCAUUCGGCUGCGAAAGGCAACCGGCGGCAUCCUCCUCACUGCGAGCCACAACCCCGGCGGCCCCCAGAAUGACUUCGGCAUCAAGUACAACCUCGCCAACGGUGGCCCCGCCCCCGAGUCCGUCACCAACAACAUCUACGAGGCCUCAAAAACCUUGACCUCGUACAAGCUCGCCUCCAUCCCCGACGUCGACAUCUCCGCCGUCGGCGCAAAGACGUACGGCGCCCUCGAGGUCGAGGUCAUUGACAGCACCGCCGACUACGUCGCCAUGCUCAAGGACAUCUUCGACUUUGCCACCAUCAAGCGCUUCUUCUCCGCCCACCCCGACUUCAAGGUCCUCUUCGACGGCCUGCACGGUGUCACGGGCCCCUACGGCAAGGCCAUCUUUCAAGAGGAGCUCGGCCUCGCCGGGGCCACGCAAAACUGCGAGCCCAGCCCCGACUUCAACGGCGGCCACCCGGACCCCAACCUGACCUAUGCCCACUCCCUCGUCGAGGCAGUCGACAGCAAGGACAUUCCCUUUGGCGCCGCCUCGGACGGCGACGGCGACCGCAACAUGAUUUACGGCGCCAAUGCCUUCGUCUCCCCCGGCGACUCCCUCGCCAUCAUCGCCCACCACGCCAAGCUCAUCCCCUACUUCCGGAAGAAGGGCGUCAACGGCCUCGCCCGAUCCAUGCCCACCUCGGGCGCCGUCGACCUCGUCGCCAAGGCCCAGAAGCUCGACUGCUACGAGGUCCCCACCGGCUGGAAGUUUUUCUGCGCCCUCUUCGACGCAAACAAGCUCUCCAUCUGCGGCGAGGAGAGCUUCGGCACCGGCAGCGACCACAUCCGCGAAAAGGACGGCCUCUGGGCCAUUGUCGCCUGGCUCAACAUCAUCGCCGCGCUUGGCGUCCAGAACCCCGGCGUGGCGCCCUCGAUUAAGCAGAUCCAAAAGGACUUUUGGACCCAGUACGGCCGCACCUUUUUCACCCGCUACGACUACGAGGACGUCGACUCGGAUGGCGCCAACAAGGUGGUUGGAGAGCUCAAGAACCUAGUCGCCGACCCGGGCUUUGUCGGCAGCAAGAUUGGAGAGCGCACCGUCACCAGGGCGGGCAACUUUUCCUACACGGACCUCGAUGGCUCCGUCGCCUCUAACCAGGGCCUCUACGCCUGCUUCUCCUCCGGCAGCCGCGUCGUCGUCCGCCUCUCCGGCACCGGCUCCUCUGGCGCCACCAUCCGGCUCUACAUUGAGCAGCACAGCAGCGACCCGUCGACGUACGACAUGGACGCCCAAGACUUCCUCAAGGCAGAGGUCAAGUUCGCCACGGAACUGCUCAAGUUCAAGCAGCACGUUGGCCGCGACGAGCCCGACGUCAGGACCUGA